Molecule: messenger RNA, 9307 nt
Organism: Bicyclus anynana (squinting bush brown)
Lineage: Eukaryota; Metazoa; Arthropoda; Insecta; Lepidoptera; Nymphalidae
Gene: msR
Product: G-protein coupled receptor dmsr-1
Exons: 4
Coding region: 306-1469 (387 amino acids)
Biological process (GO): G protein-coupled receptor signaling pathway
Cellular component (GO): membrane
Molecular function (GO): G protein-coupled peptide receptor activity
Source: RefSeq, a predicted model, not a curated record
AGCCAGUACUCACUCACAGUCACAAUGAGAGUGGCGCUGCCGUAGCACGCCCCACGCCGCUCCGUCUCCGGGCGCGGAAAUUUAUCUGGACACGAAUACCCUGACCGUUAUAAAAUUACUAAAACAGAAUAUUUCAUCGAUAUCGUGGAAUCUAAACGUUUGAUAGAUUUAGUUUUGUUUCUUUCAAUGUGUGUGGCUCUUUGGAACUACGAUGUUUACUUGUUUGCUUGAAAAUGCCUUUCCAUGCGCCUCGACGAAGACAUCGUAGUUUUAAAAAAAUAUUGCUAAAGCAUUAAAGGAGAAAGAUGUCAGGAACCGAGACGAGCGGGAACUCCACGGCGGCGGUGGCAUACUGCAUGCCCGCCGGCCCAAACUUCCAACGGAUGUACGUCAAAGUGCACGGAUAUAUUGCACUGAUCAUCUGUCUACUCGGCUCUGUCGCCAACUCCGUCAACAUCGCAGUACUUAGCCGCAAAGAGAUGACGUCAUCCACCAACUCCAUACUCACAGCACUAGCAGUCGCUGAUCUUCUUGUGAUGAUUGAUUACAUACCUCUCGCGCUGCACAUUUACACGAACAUCGCAGAGGCACUUAACCAGAACUCGUACGCUUGGGCAGUUUUUGUCUACUUCCAUUCCAUAUUCAGCCAAACUUUCCAUACGAUAUCAAUCUGGCUAACGAUAACACUCGCGGUGUGGAGGUUUGUGGCGAUAAAGUUUCCACAGAAAAAUAAGACGCUGUGCAACAAAACGAACACAAAUAUCGCUAUCGGAAUUGCGUACUUUGUAUGUCCGAUUUUGUGUUUCCCGAUAUACUUCGCCAUGGAUAUACAGGAGCUACCCAAAAAACGCAACGAUGCUGACAAUAGUACUGUGAAUGGCACUGAAUUUAUGAAUAUAUCUGUCGUAAGAGAGCCAAUGUAUGCUAUAUCUAUGACCCACAACGAAAGCCUACUGACUGCCAUAUUUUGGAUAUACAGUGUGUUUCUAAAACUAAUACCUUGUGUAGUUUUAUCAAUUUUGAGUGUGUGUUUAAUUUUAAAAAUGAAAUCAAGUGAUAGGAGAAGACAGAAAUUGUUAAAAAAAUCAGCUAUUGCAGUAAAGGAGGGUGAAAAGACUCGUCUCAAUGAAGAAGGCGGUAAGAAAGGCGGCGGCGGUCGCACGGACCGCACUACGCGCAUGCUCGUAGCACUGCUGGGACUGUUCCUUGCUACGGAGUUGCCGCAAGCCUUGUUCGGCUUGCUUACGGCCAUCGCGCCGCAUCUAUUUCAGAUAUGUUAUUAUGCUUUUGGUGAGGUGAUGGAUCUCAUGGCGUUGGUCGGGUCGGCGGUGAACUUCGUGUUGUAUUGCAGUAUGAGUCGACAGUUCCGCUCCACGUUCACCCGUCUGGCGGGAAAGGUGCUGCCGGUGCCCAUGACUCGUCGCGACAGUGAGCUGGCGACUACCACCACCACCACUGUCAAAGCGUAGCGGUCACAGCGCACGGCCCGGUCGGCUGCGCAGUUAUAAAAAAUAACGUAUCAUAAAUAAACGAGUAAAAACACUGUGUUUGUCGCCGAUGGUUCUCUUGCGAGUGGUUGGUUGGGUAAAUAUCAGCUUGACAGUGCCCGCUAGUUUUGCUAUAAGCAAAUUGCUGAUAAACUGUUUAGUGUAGGUCUACACUACUGUCUGGCUAUAGCUUGGCAAGUGCGUUUAUGACACUACCAUGUAAUGCGUGCGACGGGGGGAAUGAACUGCGCGCGUGUAAUGUCGAGCGCGCGGGGCAUCUAUUAUCGCUAUAAGCGGGGCAUCCCGGCCCGCGCGGACCAUUGGGAGUGUUACGAACGAAUUUGCCAAGCUAUAGGUACUACCUGUGUUGAUGAUUUGUCGCGACCACUACUAUUAAAGCAUGGCGGUCACAUGCGCACGGUCAGGGGCUUACCACAACCUUUUGCAAAACCAUCGUAUCAGUAUCACUCAACUUAUUUAAGGACGUAAAUAAUGUUACAUCAGUAAGUGGUACGAAUUGAUUAAAUACAAUGGUUGAUGACGUUAAAAAUCGGUGUACGAAAAUCCUGCGACGAAAAGUCGAAACGUUAAUGGAAUCGCUACGGAUUUAAGAGCUUGUGGUAAGGUCCCAGUUAACUAAACUAAAGUAUUUGACUAUAAGUAAAUUGCUGAUAAACUGUUGAAUGUAUACGAAAUGUCACUUUAGUUAGUAAGGUACUUUUAACCUAUUAAGCUACUAGACAAAUUUUUAAUAUGCGCGAACAGCCGCCUUUGUCUGGUAGAACAUGAAUUAAUUGUUACAAAUAUAAUUACGAAAUAAUAAUAGUAGGUGUAAUAAUCUUGCAUAGAAUUUUUCAAUGUGAAAAUAAAGUAUAUUUGUGUAAACAAAUGUGAUUAUAAGUUAGAAAGUAAUAAUAAGACAAAUUUAGGGUUACAACUCUAUUUUAAAAUAUAAAACUUUAGAUGAAAAAGAAAUACACAUCGUUCUACAUAUUGCAAAAGUUGAUUCCGAACUAAAACUUUUCGUUCCAAUAUCAUCUAUGAGUAGGAAAGUUAUGGCGGUUAAAGUUAUAUUCGCUAGGAGUUUUCUCGAUAGGUACCUAUUGUUCGAAGGAAAUUGCUCAUGCAAAAGCAUUUUCAAUAGAUAGGUAAAUCCACAACUUUCCCAGUAUCACACAGUAGUUAUAUUUGUUGUAAAAAGGAAAAGACUAAUAUUUUAUCAUAGCUUGGAUUUACCGUUCGGGUGCCGGGUCUAUCCGUGUGGCAGAGAGAAAAACUCUGAGUAGAUCCCUGGAUCAUCCUUACACCAACGGGUGUAAGGUUGUGGAUAUUCUUGACAGUUAACUAAGCCCUCAUUCACACGAGAGCUUUUUUAAUGAACGUUCAAAUACAACAAAUGCAUUCCGAAGUAUAUAUUCACAAGACAGCGUUUUUAAAACACGUAUUUUCGAGCAGUGUUGCAUUUUUUAUUUUUGGCGUUGGAAAUAGACCAUUUAACUUCAUACUAUAUUUGAACGCUUAUUAACGUCCGUUAAGAAACUCUCGUACGAAUGUACGAAUCUCGUCGAAAUCUCGAGCUAAACACUCUUCUUCUCCGCUCGUUGUUCUCCCUGCCUAGCUUAAUACAUUUAUCACAAAAAUUGCGUAAACAUUAAUGUAUCAAUUUGAUGGAUCUCUAAGCAGGGUUGUUUGCUUAACCUGUGAAAAUCGGUAACUUAUUGGAAAUUUCGUUAGCCCGUAAAGUUUCGGGAGGAAUAAUAAUUUUGAUAAUAAUAAAAGCACGAGUUUAGUUUCAACAAAAUCAAAAGCAUAAAAUAAACUGCUUAAUUUCUGCAAGAAAUUUUCCUAUAAACAAUGGAGAGUCUAGGAAACUUUUACCUUUUUGCGACUAUGAUAUUGAAACAGAGAAUAUUAGUUAUUAAAUUAAUUCUUAGAAAUAUGAAUACUGUGUAUAUAUAAUAUAUAUCUCUGUGUGUAAGUAGGUAAUAUUAAAUGAAAUAUACGUUAUACAUAUACGUGAAAUUUUAUAGUUAAAGUAAAUGUAUAUAAGUUUUUUUCAAUGUCUGUAGUGUACUAAUUCAGAAUGUCAAUUCACUUCUAUCGAGUGUCUUUGGCAAUAUAAUUAAAUCUCUGAAUUUUCAUUCACAGUAUAACUAAGGUUUUAAAGCAUCCAUGGUACUGAGAAGCAGACGAAUGAACAUUAAUCUGAAGCUUAAUGUUAGUUGAAAGUAGAUAUAAAAUUAGCAUAUAGAAUGUGUGACUGCGCGCAAUUCACAUUUAGAUAAACUUUACGGCGAUGGUGGUUUUGAAUAUCUACAACAACAAGGAUUAAAUGGUGCUUAUUUUUAAGGAUUAUCCUACUGUAAUUAAUUAAUACACGACGCUGAUACUCGUAGUUAGUACAAUUUAACAGCAAUCGUGCUGUAAUUAAUAUUGCAAAACGAUUAGUUUGGCUACGAAAGUAGGUACCUAUAUGUAAAAUCGCCAGGUAACAUUAAAAAUAUUUCGGAGGGCAUUCUCAAAAUUAUAGUGCGAAUAUUGGAAUAACUAACAUUGAUACUUUAUAUCAUCAUCAUCAUCAUAUCAGCCGAUGGACGUCCACUGCAGGACAUAGGCCUUUUGUAGGGACUUCCAAACAUCACGAUACUGAGCCGCCUGCAUCCAGCGAAUCCCUGCGACUCGCUUGAUGUCGUCAGUCCACCUGGUGGGGGGUCGGCCAACACUGCGCUUACUAGUGCGGGGUCGCCAUUCCAGCACUUUGGGACCCCAACGUCCAUCGGCUCUUCGAACUAUGUGCCCCGCCCAUUGCCACUUCAGCUUCGCAACUCGUUGAGCUAUGUCGGUGACUUUGGUUCUUCUGCGGAUCUCCUCAUUUCUGAUUCGAUCACGCAGAGAUACUCCUAACAUAGCUCGUUCCAUCGCCCGCUGUGUGACUCUAAGCCUUCUUAUGAGGCCCAUAGUUAGCGACCAAGUCUCGGAACCAUAGGUCAUCACUGGCAACACGCACUGUUCGAAGACUUUUGUCUUCAGGCACUGAGGAAUUUCGGACGAAAAGAUGUCGCGAAGCUUCCCGAAUGCAGCCCAGCCGAGUUGGAUUCGACGGUUCACCUCUUUCUCGAAAUUGGACCUACCUAACUGGAUCAUAUGUCCUAGGUAUAUGUAUUCGUCUACAAUUUCGAGUGCAGCGUUCUCAACUAUAACUGGGUGGAGCGAUACAUGAGCAUUACACAUUAUUUUUGUUUUGCCCAUGUUCAUUUUCAGGCCCACCUGUUGAGAAACGCUGCUGAGGUCAUUGAGCAUGGUACUAAGGUCAUCCAGAGUCUGUGCCAUGAUGACUACAUCAUCCGCGAACCGCAGUUGAGUGAUGUACUCGCCAUUGAUGUUGAUGCCAAGUCCGCUUCAGUCCAGAAGCUUAAAGACGUCUUCCAGUGCGGCGGUAAAUAGCUUCGGAGAGAUCACAUCUCCCUGACGCACUCCUCGCUGCAACUGUAUUGGCCUCGUAGUCUGAUCCUGAAUACGGACUGACAUAGUGGCGUUUUCGUACAAGCACUUCAACGCUUGGAUAUACCUGUAAUCAAUUCGGCAUCUCUGCAAUGACCUUAGCACAGCCCAAGUUUCCACCGAAUCGAAGGCUUUCUCAUAGUCCACAAACGCUAAGCAAAGUGGCUGGUUAUACUCGUGAGUCUUCUGUAUAACCUGCCGCAGCGUAUGGAUGUGGUCUAUGGUACUAAAGCCUUUUCGGAAACCGGCUUGUUCGGGAGGCUGGAAGUCGUCAAACCUAUUAGCGAGACGAUUCGUGAUGACUCUCGAGAACAAUUUGUAAACAUGGCUUAGCAGCGAGAUGGGUCUGUAAUUCUUCAGCAAGGUGUUGUCACCUUUUUUGAAGAACAGAACCACCACGCUCCUAUGCCACGCCUCAGGCGUCGUGCCAUCGUGAAUGACGGAAUUGAACAAUCGCUGAAGGACUUUAAGUAUCGGUUUUCCACCCGCUUUCAGGAGUUCUGCUGUGAUUCCGUCCUCACCUGGCGCCUUAUUGUUCUUCAGGUGUUUGAGAGCCACACUAAUCUCGUAUAGGCUGACGUCCGGGAUAUCUUCGGUAUAGUGUCGGGUCAACUUGGCUCUGGGGUCUUUAGCCAAAUUGGCAACAGGCUGCUGAGUAGUCGUGUAUAGCUGUCCAUAGAACUUCUCGACCUCACUUAAUAACUCGGGCUUGGAAGAAAUUAGAUUACCGUGUUCGGUCUUCAAACGCGUCAGCUGCCUCUGUCCAAUAGACAGAUCUCUGGCGAAAACUUUCGAGCCUCGAUUAUUUUCAAUCGCAUUUUUAAUACGCUCGGUAUUGAAAUUUCGCAAGUCGCUGGUUUGCGACUUAGAGAUCUGUCUACUGAUUUGUCGGUAUUUUGACGCAUCUGCUGAAGUCUGUAAUCUCAUUUCUUGCCUCUCUUCCAUGAGUUUAAGUGUUUGGUCCGAGAACUUUUUGGUUCCUUUCGCACGGUGGGUCUUAUAGAACUUAGACCCAACGGAAUGGACAGUUUCCACGAACCUGUUGUUCAGAUCGUCCACAGUUUCGCAAUUUGCUAGGCAAUCAAAGCGGUUCUGCAGUUCUAGUUGAAAGGACUCGGGGUUUUGAAUAUGGGCACGAGUAGGUCGGAGCGUAGACUUCACCAGUCGAUACCGUUCCAGCUGAAUGUUGAUAUUCAACGUGCCUCUAACCAUUCGGUGAUCGCUACCGGUUUUCACCCUAUGGAUCACAGAAACAUCGUUGAAUAUUUGCCGUCUGGUAGACAAGAUGAAGUCGAUCUCGUUUUUCGUGGAACCAUCGGGGCUCAUCCAGGUCCAUUUCCUGUGUGGUGGCUUCUUGAAGAAGGAGUUCAUCAUAAAGAGGCCCUCCUUCUCCAUGAAGUCAGCCAACAUUUGGCCCCUAUCGUUCCGUUGCCCAUAUCCAAAUCGUCCCACUUUCAACUCUGAACCGCUACGUUCGCCCAGCUUUGCGUUAAAAUCCCCCAUCACAACAUUGUAAUAAGAGUUUGAGGCAUGUAUGGCUUUAGAAAUAUCCUCAUACAAUACCUCUACCUCCUCGUCAGGAUGUGUCGAGGUCGGUGCGUAAACCUGUAUAACCUUCAACGAAUACCGUUUGGUAAUUCGGAGGACCAGGAACGCUACCCUGCUCGACACACUCUCGACUUUUACAACAUUGUUCACGAGGGACUUGUGAACGAUAAAUCCGACACCACCCUGGGACUGUUGGUCGCCCUCCCGGUAGUAGAGCAUGUUGCCGGAUUCAAGGAUUAUCGAGCCCUCCCCCUCUCUUCGGACUUCAGACAAUCCUAUGAUAUCCCAGUGCAACUUGCUCAUAACUUCUUCCAGCUCGAUGACCUUUUCGUCGGACCUCAAAGUGCGUGCGUUGUAUGUUGCCAGGUCUAGUCGUCGGGGUUGGCAGCGGAAUCUCUGCCGGAGAUUCUUAACACCCCUUGCCCCGCCGUUACCAUAACCGCUGCCAGAGCCAGGAAUAGCGGGGCUGCCGGGGACUAGGGGCUGUGUUUUGUUUUUGCCGUCCAUACAAAGUUUUGCCCAGUACUGACCACGCUGGGCAUGCGGGUUGGUCAGCGCAGUGCUAGAUCACUCGCGCCGGUGUCGCUGCUGCCCGACACCGGCCUGAGGCAUUUCGUAAUCUAGCCUGUGGGAAUGGAUAUACCGCCAUUCGUCGGUCGCCAGAGCCUCGUCGGUCCAUCUGCAGGGUGCACCACGAGCAGGUGAGGUUGGCAGUUGGGGAGACUGACUGGUACUAGCCUCCCCCUUACACCCAAUACUUACUAUAUAGGUUAUAAAAGUAUCAAAGUUACUAAGAUAUAUAAAAAGCAUAUAAAAACACGUAUGUGUGAAUAAUGAAUAUGAUUCACACUUACCUAUUAGUUUUUUUUAACAAACAUGAGUAGAUUUUUUUUUUUUAAUUUGCUAGACUGAUUUCAGUAUCUACUUUGAGUAGCCAAACUCUAUAAACAUAUUUUAUUGUUUUUUUUUUUAAAUAUGUUAUAAAAUAAGUAGCUUUCGGCAGCUCAAUUUCAGCAAUUCAUUUUGAUCGAUCAAUUCGAUUAGAUUAAUUGAAUAUUAUGUUGCUAUUAAUAAAGUUUUAUUGCCCAUAUUGCGGUAACAAUGAUUAGUUCGUAGUACUUUUAAUUAGCAAAUACCAUUAUGUGACCGGGCUUAAUUGUUUUGAAUUGUAUCUGUAUGACCAUGUAUUUUUGGGAUGUGAAUACACUCGAAUUUUAUUUUUAUAUAGGAGUAUAUAUUAAAUUUGAUACUAUGAGAAUAAGAUAUUAAAUUUUUCAGCAAUGUCAUACAGUAUUUCUUGAUGAAUAAUGUUUAUGAACAAAAAAAUAGAAAUGAACAAUUUUCGCCUUUUGGAUAAGGUACUUUCAUAAAGUUUUUAGUUUCCCAUACAAUUAUUAUAAGUUCUUUUUUUGGUUCAAAAUUUUAAAACAUUGAUAUUAUUAAAACCCCCCACAUAAAAAUAUAUUGUGUUAUAACUUUGACUGCCGUUUGUGUGUUUAUUUAUUCAUGUGUUUGUGCUUUAUACUCACAAAUGGAUUCAAAGCUUUCUGUUAUAAAAAUAUACAGUAAACUAUGAUAUAUUACGCAGUUAGUGCAGUAUUCAAUAAAAUAUACUUACGAGUAUUUUAAAAUAUUACCUAUGUAUGCAAUUUGUUCGAGCGCUUGCUCAUAAAAUGUAUUGAAUGGUUUUGAAUUAUGUAUUGCACGACUGCUAUGAAGAGCAUACAGUACAUUUUCAUUGCAUUGAAAUGAAUAUGUUAAUUACCGUACGAGUUCAACUAACAGAUCAUUCAUUGUCUCAUCGUUCAGUAUUUUAUAUUGAUGUACAUACUACUUAUACAUGUAUAUAAGUGUAUAAUAUGGAUUUUUUGGGUUUACUCCUUAAGAAUUGAUUUUUCAUAUAUAGCCCCCGGUAUGAAAAAAUAUGAGCAGUAAAAUUCAAUGAACGAAUGACAGCGUUACGUUUUUUGUGCGCAACCUAUUCUGCGCACCUUUCACGUGUCAGGCGUUGUAUUGAUACGUACAUAGUAUAUGCUGUGGAGCAAUAUACAUCUAUUUAGACAGUUGAUUUGAAAGAAUAACUCCAUUCGUGCGUCGGAGAUGACACACACUUUUUUAUUAUAUUUAAAAGCUAAAGUCAUAGGUUAUAUUAUAUUGCCAUCGGAAACGGGACUAUACGGGCGAAACCGCAUAGCGUCUGCUAGAAGUACAUAAACCUAUUCAUAAAAUGUUAUUAAUUGAUGUAGAUUUGUUUAGUAAGCAUUGUUGAUGUUGAGUUAAUUAGUUUAUUUUAUGCUUUGUAAUGCGUAUUGUUGUCAGACAGACAUUAUUAUAGGUAAAUAUGUAGAUAUAGUAAUUAUGUAACGUACUACAUGAUAUUGAAUCCCUUGGGAUUUUUUUGAAGUUUCUACACGCACAUGGAUGUAUUUAAUGCUUUAUUUUUUAUUUAAAAUUUAUAUUGGUGAUAAAUAAAAGUAAAUAUAAUUUACUAAAAAUAAAACAACUUAAUAGUAAGAUGACAUUUGUAACUUGGUGUUUGUUUAUAAUAAAGUUUUACAUUUAAAAUACAAUAGGUAAAUGAAAAACCACAUAAAAUGUAGGUAGGUAUAUAUGUAAUAGUUCAGAAGUUAGUAGGAAUUAUUUCAAAUGAUUGUAUAUAUUAACCACUUGAAUGAGACUUAAUAGUGAAAUGUUGUAGUUUGUAAAUGUCAUAGUAGAACGUUUAAAUUUUGUAUAGAUUAUGGAUAUGUAAUAAACGAAUUUUAAAGUAA